Rhodamnia argentea is the source of this 1204-nucleotide messenger RNA. RefSeq names its product probable aquaporin NIP7-1. Gene Ontology annotation, molecular function: channel activity. The transcript is spliced from 6 exons. Gene Ontology annotation, cellular component: membrane. NCBI's taxonomy places the organism in Eukaryota, Viridiplantae, Streptophyta, Magnoliopsida, Myrtales, Myrtaceae. Bases 156 to 1040 code for a protein of 294 amino acids. The record is from RefSeq and is a predicted model, not a curated record. Gene Ontology annotation, biological process: transmembrane transport.
AACUUUUGUGAUUAGGUGCGAAAUCAAGUGAAACGACACGGCUCUAUAGGCCCCGUCUCCGAUUAACCUAAUCCUCUGCUGCUAUAUCUUCCACUGACUCUGGUUCGGCCAUAUUUGUGUGAGACAUCCUUAAAAGAGUGUUAGACCUGGUCGGGAUGACAACAGGCUUGAAUAUGAACCGGUUCCCCGAAGAAGCAGCAUCGCCCGCGAGCAGUCCCUCGAUGGAGGAUCAAGAGAGCGGCCGCAACGUGCUACCGAGGAGUAGAGAUUGUUCGACGCUUAAGGACUUCAUCCUCGGUCGUUCUCCUCAAGGGACGACGCUUAACACUGCUCGCAUGGUUCUAGCGGAGGCUGUGGGAACUUUUAUCCUGAUGUACUGCAUAUCGGCCAUAGUAUCGAUCACACAGCUGCUAAAAGGUGAAGUCGGCCUAAUGGGGUACGCCGCCACGGCUGGGAUGACCAUAGUCGUCGUUAUAUUUUCUCUAGGGCCCAUCUCUGAUGCUCAUAUUAAUCCAGCCAUAACGAUCGCCUUUGCCAUCUACGGUCACUUCCCAUGGUCCAGAGUUCCACUCUACAUAAUUGCUCAGAUGACAGGUUCGGUAUUAGCGACUUAUGUCGGAGCAUUGGUCUACGGCGUCGAAUCGAGUCUCAUGAUCACACGGCCUCUUGGAGGCCCCGCUUCCGCCUUCUGGGUGGAAUUCUUGGCGACAUUCAUCAUGGUCUUCCUGAUCGCAGGAUUGACUUACAAUCAUCGAUCCGUGGGCCAGCUAUCCGGAUUUGUCAUGGGAACAGGCAUUGGACUCGCCGUAGUGAUCGCGGGGCCGGUAUCGGGAGCAUCAAUGAACCCUGCAAGAUCGUUAGGACCUGCGAUUGUCAGUUGGGAUUUCGAGUCCAUCUGGAUAUACAUCACUGCCCCGGUUACAGGGUCCAUCGUGGGCGGUUUUGUGUAUCGCCUUCUUCGCCUUCAAGGCCAGGUUUCCAGCUCUGCUGCGUCUUCUCCCAAUGCCAGUUUGCUGAUCUACUCUCAGGAAGCCCUUUGAUGGAUCAGUGGAGAGGAGGAGGAUACAGCGGACACCGUAAUUGUAAAUUAGUUAUAAACUAGGUUAAGGGUUGUCCGAAUAAAGGACAUUCAGUUAUAUCCGUUGCCUGUCGGGUGCUAUAAGAGUAGAUACAGUUACAAUUCAACCGUAAUUAUGCUGGACGA